AUGUGCGCUGGCACUCAAGAGAAGCUCCAUCAAUGACAUCAUUCAUGUAGGGUGAGGGUGAGGCUGGCCGAGCGAGCAGAGAAGAGGUGGCACGAGGAAUGCUUUUGGGCUUUUUUGUAACACACAAGAUUGGACGUUUGUGAUACCGGAAUAUUUUCGUGCAGGUCUCUCAGGCAGGUUUCCUCAUAAUGAAGCUCUCUCUUGGACUGUUUCUAUUGGUCUGUUGUAUGACUCUCAGUUUAGGCAAUAAGCAUUAUGGAAUGCGAUUCUCCUCUGCAGGCUCGUCUCUGCGAUGCUAUAAGUGUGAGGAUUACGCUGGAGGACGAUGCUCCGUUCAGCAGCCCUGCUCUUAUGAGGACGCCUGUUUACACCUGCAUGAGAAAGGUGGGAAGACCAUUCGCCGGUGCAUUCGAUACACUGACUGCGAUAACUCUCGCCUGUCUCAACAGUUUCCAUCCAUAUCAGAGUAUACGUACAGAUGCUGUAACACAGACCUGUGUAACGGCGGCCCACUGACAACUGCAGGCUCACUCUUUCUCUCUCUGCUGGCCGUGUUCACAGGCCUCUUUCACUGCAUGAUUUGCUAAAUGGAUGCAGUUUAUUACCCUUUAUAUUUACUGUAAAUGAUUAUGUUGUGUUUGUAUGAACUAACAGCUUUUAUAUCUAAUUGCGCUGUUUUGUUUUUGUAAUUCUAAUACCAUUGUUUUCUGACUUUUAUUUUAAUUUGACUGAUAUUUUAAAUGAAUGUAGCAAACUUUUAUUAUAUGAACUUUGUAUGUGGAACCUUUACAUCAGUAAAUAUAACCAAUUAAAAAAUAAAUCUUAA
Molecule: messenger RNA, 826 nt
Organism: Danio rerio (zebrafish)
Lineage: Eukaryota; Metazoa; Chordata; Actinopteri; Cypriniformes; Danionidae
Source: RefSeq, a predicted model, not a curated record